GUGCUGAGGGGACACGUGUCGGUGUGGCACCGGUGCACGCUGAAGGAGCCGGUGGAGCCGGGUGGCCAUGGGGAUGUGGGCGUCGCUGGACGCGGUGUGGGAGAUGCCGGCCGAGAAGCGUAUCUUCAUGGCCGUGUUGCUCUUCUCCUGGACGGUGUAUCUCUGGGAGACCUUCCUAGCGCAGCGGCAGAGGAGGAUAUAUAAAACAACAACUCGUGUACCACCAGAGUUGGGACAGAUCAUGGACUCCGAAACAUUUGAGAAAUCUCGACUAUACCAACUGGAUAAAAGUACUUUCAGCUUCUGGUCAGGACUCUAUUCAGAGGUUGAAGGCACUUUUAUUCUUCUCUUUGGAGGAAUCCCUUAUCUCUGGAAACUCUCUGGACGAUUCUGUGGUUACGCUGGCUUUGGACCAGAAUAUGAGAUCACUCAGUCCUUGGUGUUUCUGCUGUUGGCUACACUUUUCAGCGCAUUGACUGGUUUGCCAUGGAGUCUUUAUAACACUUUUGUGAUAGAAGAAAAACAUGGUUUCAAUCAUCAGACUUUAGACUUCUUCAUGAAAGAUGCAAUCAAGAAAUUUAUUGUGACUCAGUGUAUUUUAUUGCCUGUGUCUUCACUUCUACUUUACAUUAUUAAAAUUGGAGGGGACUAUUUUUUUAUUUAUGCCUGGCUGUUCACAUUAGUUGUUUCUCUGGUUCUUGUCACAAUCUAUGCUGAUUAUAUUGCCCCUUUAUUUGACAAAUUCACACCUCUCCCUGAGGGAAAGCUUAAACAAGAAAUUGAAGUAAUGGCAAAGAAUAUUGACUUUCCUUUGACAAAGGUGUAUGUUGUAGAAGGAUCUAAGCGCUCUUCCCACAGCAAUGCUUAUUUUUAUGGCUUCUUCAAGAACAAGCGAAUAGUUUUGUUUGACACUCUACUAGAAGAGUACUCUGUACUAAACAAAGACCUCCAGGAGGAGUCUGGCAUGGAACCCCGCAGUGAUGGAGAAGGGGACAGUGAAGAAAAAAAAGCUAAAGUUAAAACUAAGAAGCAAGGAUGUAAAAAUGAGGAGGUGCUUGCUGUACUAGGCCAUGAACUGGGGCACUGGAAGUUGGGACACACAGUCAAAAAUAUCAUUAUUAGCCAGAUGAAUUCUUUCCUGUGUUUUUUCUUGUUCGCUGUAUUAAUUGGUCGGAAGGAACUUUUUGCUGCAUUUGGUUUUUAUGACAGCCAACCCACUCUCAUUGGACUACUGAUCAUCUUCCAGUUUAUUUUUUCGCCAUAUAAUGAGGUUCUUUCUUUUUGCCUGACAGUUCUGAGCCGCAGAUUUGAAUUUCAAGCUGAUGCAUUUGCCAAGAACCUGGGGAAGGCUAAAGACUUAUAUUCUGCUUUAAUCAAACUCAACAAAGAUAACCUGGGGUUCCCUGUUUCGGACUGGCUGUUUUCCAUGUGGCAUUACUCUCACCCCCCACUACUAGAGAGACUUCAGGCUCUGAAAACCACAAAACAAGACUGAGCUCCUGGGCCUGCGACCCGAGACCGAGGCACCUGGGCCUGCGACCCGAGAGGCCCGAUGCGUUCUGUCCUGGCAGCAUGUUCCAGCUCCUGGUGUUUUUAGACUUUUUUUAGAAGAAAAAUUAUUAUUAAGUAUGGAAAAGCCCAGAUUUAAAUACACUUAAAAUCUCAUUUCAAAAAUGAUUUUAAUAAUCCAUUUCUUAAAGAAAACACUUGGAUAAAGUUUGAGGCUUAAUGUUUUUAAAGGCAUAGUUUUUUUUUUUUUUUAUGUUUGGCAUCUGAUUUCCCAUCAACCUACAAAUUUUCCUUGAGAAAAUACAGAAGUUACUUUAAUGAGACACGUAUGUGAUGUCUGCAUAUGAGCUGUUGGGGACACUGUCUCCGUGAGGGGACAGCGCCGCUUGUCCUUUCUGUGCCACAGAAGCUGUGUGUGGUCCCGAAUCACCGGGCACACACCCGAGUUGAAAUUUGUUGUCACUUGCCAGCUAUUGUGCUGUAACCCGGCCAGUCAGUGUCCUGGAUGAGAAUGACAGCAGCGUGGGGAGGCGGAUGUGCGUCAGUGGGAGUAGUCGGAAGUGGGCUCUGCUCGUCUGCCGGACUGCACGUCUUCCCUGUGCUCCAGGCCGCACGCUGACCGGCGUUGCCAGCAGUGCUUUGGAAGCAGAAAUUAUGUACAGGAUGUUUUAAAUCACUUUGUUUCCAUUUUUAAGAAGAACUUCAGUUUUUAUCUUUCCUCCCACCUGGUGAGCUACGGUCCCACUAGGGAUAAACUAGGCUUUCCUUCAUUCACUCUGUUUUACUCAGUCAAUACAUCGUGCAUCCUUUAGCACAGAUUGCCACACUGAACAGAUUUUGCUUUGUUGAAAGUGGCAGAAUGUGGAAAGAAGAAAAAAAAGACAGCUUAAGAGGCAUAAGGAUGAAGUACUGAUGAUUCUCUUAUGUACAGGAAAAAAUAUAGUUUUCUAUCUUUCAAGGACAGGAGAGUUUCAGUUUUUAUUUUUGUAAUUUUUACCAGUAAGUCGUAAGGACUAACUCGACCUGAUUCCAUUGUUGAAAAUUGUAGUUGUUGGCAUGCAGAUAAUGUUUCCUUGCAAAACAAACGCCCUGAAAGAUUUCCACUGUUGAAGGCCGGGUGUUGGUGGCUGCAGGCCUCUGCUGCUUUCUGAAUGAGAACUGACCUUGUGCCUCACCGUCUGGCUCACCUGCUCACUGGUGACGUUUACCUUCGGCGCAUGUCUUCCAGAGGGCAGUCGGCUGUGCACCUUCUGUGUCUGGCCACAAAGUCUUGGGCUCAGCUGACUUUCGAGUGGAAAUAGAAUACAAAUGAAAAUCUAGUUCAGUCCUACAUUAUUUAUUUUCCUAAGGCUACAGGGGAUCAGUCCAGUGGUUUUUAUCAGCAUCUGUGCCUGUGACUCCAUGCUCUGGUGACUGCCUUUCCUUCCUUCUGUGCCUUUAAGUACAAAUUUCAGUUCUGCACAAGUGAACCAUUAAAAAUUGCCAAUGCAGAUUGAUGUCCGUGGU
This is a messenger RNA of Lepus europaeus (European hare), 3015 nucleotides long. It is a transcript of the gene ZMPSTE24, whose product is annotated as zinc metallopeptidase STE24. Bases 68 to 1495 code for a protein of 475 amino acids. Gene Ontology annotation, molecular function: metalloendopeptidase activity. Lineage: Eukaryota; Metazoa; Chordata; Mammalia; Lagomorpha; Leporidae. The record is from RefSeq and is a predicted model, not a curated record. Gene Ontology annotation, biological process: CAAX-box protein processing. The transcript has 10 exons. Gene Ontology annotation, cellular component: endoplasmic reticulum membrane.